Molecule: messenger RNA, 656 nt
Organism: Portunus trituberculatus (swimming crab)
Lineage: Eukaryota; Metazoa; Arthropoda; Malacostraca; Decapoda; Portunidae
Product: platelet glycoprotein Ib alpha chain-like
Exons: 2
Coding region: 270-617 (115 amino acids)
Source: RefSeq, a predicted model, not a curated record
UCUCUCUCUCUCUCUCUCUCUCUGUUCGCGCGCAAUUUAUUUCGCGUUUGAAAUAAUGUAUAUUUUGCAUGACAGGUAUAUGUUGCCAUUUGCUACACAUACUGGCAUGCAAAUGCUAGAUAUAUUAGGGGACUCUUUUCAACAAUAAAUAACAGUGUUUACCGCAAAUGAGAUGCUUCACUCUGAUAUAAGACGCUUUAGGCUAUCUGUACAGACAGAAAUAUGGCAAUUCAUGAUUGCCAUAUAUUUCGCAAAUUUUUAUAAGCUAUAUGGUCCAUUCAUCUUUCGUCAUGGAGGGCAAGAGGGUGAAGGUGCCCUUAUACCAGGUGUCGGAGCUGGAGUACUUCAUUUUAUCUGAGGAUCCUGGUGGGGAUGAAGUAGGGGUGGUGAGGGACCGCCACCACCCUCUAUGCCUGGAGCCACCACUCCCCACUACCCAAUGCAAGACGCCUCCUCUACCCACCUUCACCACCACCAGGCCACAGCCCUCCACCUCCGACUUCACAGCACUCCCCUCCACCUCCGCCUUUCCCUCACAGCCCUCCACCUCCAGCUUCACCGCACUCCCCUCCACCGCUCCAUCCGGGCCCGGAUGGAGCGCGGUGCAUGUUUUCUAACUUCCAGGGCGAAUGAGUUAAUAAAUUUCCAUUAUUCAG